Messenger RNA from Nasonia vitripennis (jewel wasp), 900 nucleotides. RefSeq names its product putative nuclease HARBI1. The transcript has 4 exons. Bases 24 to 827 code for a protein of 267 amino acids. NCBI's taxonomy places the organism in Eukaryota, Metazoa, Arthropoda, Insecta, Hymenoptera, Pteromalidae. The record is from RefSeq and is a predicted model, not a curated record.
GCGUGCUUUAUCAUGGAUAGCUGAUGACUGGAUCACAUUUCCAGAAAGCAGAGAGGAAAGACAGCAAGUUAGCAACGGGUAAAACAUCUCAAAGCCAUAAGUUUCCAAGUAAAUGUCUGAGUUUAGUUUUCUGUUCUAUGAUAAGUUUUCUCUCAUUAAUUUCUUUCAGAUUCAGGCAACAUAAUAGAAUUCCAAACAUUCUAGGUUUGAUUGACUGUGUUGUGGUGAAAUUUGUUCGACCAUCAAGGAAUGAAGAAGCUUUUUAUCAUCAUAAGCAUUCACAUGCUAUGAAUGUACAAGUCGUUUGCGAUGAUAACCACAUUAUACGGAACAUAAGGAUAUGUCCAGGCUCAAAUAAUGACAGGCAUGUUUGGCGGCACAGUGAUAUAAGAGAGAAACUACAAAGUCUACGAGAAGACCAACAGAUUGUUCGUGAGGAAGGUCGUUAUUAUUUUCUUGGUGACAGUGGCUACACAUCUUCCCCUAUCAUGUUGACCCCAAUACAGAAUGCCCCGGAAGGUUCAGCAGAAGCUCUCUAUACAUCCGAGCACACCAGGACUCGAUGCCAAAUAGAACAAACAUUUGGAAUCUAUUCAAAUGUGUGGCUAGCGAUUAGUAGACGUCGUGUACUACCAUACAAACCAAAAAAAGUAGCAUUGAUUAUUCUUGCUUGUGCUGUUUUGCACAAUUUCAGAAGAUUAAAUGGUAUACGUCCUGGCUUUCCAGCACAAAAUCAUGCCAAUAAUGACAGACAUGUUUUCGAAGAGGGAGAUUUUCAAGCUGGAAUUCUGGAGAGGCAGCGUUUAAUUUAUCGUUACUAUGUAUAAAAUAUUACUAAUCUGAAAUUACCAAAAUUGUAUUUUGUAAUAAAAAUAAGUUACCUACAGAAUUACUUUCUUU